CGAGCACCGAAAUUUUUUGUAACCAGUGAAGGAGUAGAAUAAAGCUGAGUUGCACAGUAGCAGCGCAAAUAGAGUGGACAAAAUACAAGCCGUGCACGCACAAAAACUGGACUGGCAAACUGGCCUGGCCGGCGCCGCUCUAGUACACGAUUGAGAACGUCGGUGUCGGCGAUCUCCACGUCACCUUCUCACCUUCGACGGACGUGUGGAAAUACGUGCGCGACCGAAGGCGGAAGCUGGACCGGAGGGCGGACCACGCCGCCUUCUUCAACGACCUGGUGAGGGUCUUCCGAAACGGAACGGAGGGUGUCGCCGUCGUCGACGACUUCGAGGGGACGAUGCUGCUGGAAGAGGAGCACAUCGAGGCCAUCGUCGGCUCGGCUGGAGUGGGCUCGGGCGAUGCGGAAUCCGUGAUGUCGGACUCCGGCGACGUCUCGGCAGAGCGCUGACACCUCUCGCUCGCGGAGGUGUUUUCAGAGCGAGCCCUUUCGGGCAGCACGAGGGUCGCCUUCUUGGCCACCGACCGAGGGUGGUUCGAGCGCCUCCUGAAGCACGUAGCGUCCAACGAGUCCAACGCGGUGCUCCUGCUCGGAUGGCGCGCCGCCCAGGAGGCGUCCCAGUACGGCGACCGCGCGAUGGCCCUCGGCUACUACCGCACCGAGGUGCGGCCCCUGAUGAGCUACGUGGUGCACUGCUUCGACCUCUCCUCGGAUCUCAUGGGCCUGGCGUCAAUCAAGGACUACGUGGCCAGGCACUUCACCAAGGCCAUGCGCGACGACGUGACCCACAUCGCUCAGUUGAUCCGGCGCAUCUUCUUCGAGAAGCUCACCAACAGCGUCUACGACUGGCAAAACCUAUCGGUGUUCUACAGCCUGCUGGACAGCUCGCAGUCGCCAUCGCUGAACGCCCAGUUCCGCGAACUGCCGACCCUGGGUGCGAGCUUCCCCGAAAACAUGCGCCAGGUCAAGAUACUCCUGCAGGACAAGCCGGACGUCGCCGGAGCCCUGUACGCGCACCACCUGUCCUCGGAGCUCUACAGCCGGAGUGCCUACUACUUCCGCAAGCACAAGGACCACUCGGUGGCCUAUGCGAUGCUGGUGCUCAACUUUCCCUACUACGAGCCAGACACCCCGCUGGCAGUCAGGUACGGUUCCCUGGGCACGUCUUUGGGAUCACUCACAGCCGAGAACUUCUUCGCCGAGGCUCACAAGACGGCCACUCCGCCAGCGAUCCUCGCUUUCCUCGAGUGCGCCGCCCAGCACGGCGCGAGCUCGCUCGCGGUUCCAAUGGCCCGCAUCUACAUGGCCUACAGGGUGUUUCUGGAGCGAAUGCGAGAGGCGUCCGGCACCGAGAAGCAGCAGCUGCCCCUGGCGGGUCUGGAGGACCUGAGCCAGGGACAGUUGUUCUUCUUUGCUACCAUGUACCACCACUGCGGCUCGGACGAUUUGACCAAGGGCAACAAGCUCCUCCGCUUGCUCAGCGGCUUCAGCGAGGCCUACGCCUGCGCCAAGGAGAGUCCGAUGCGAGCGGCGUUCUGUAGCCAGCUGGACUGA
Dermacentor albipictus is the source of this 1553-nucleotide messenger RNA. The record is from RefSeq and is a predicted model, not a curated record. Lineage: Eukaryota; Metazoa; Arthropoda; Arachnida; Ixodida; Ixodidae.